CCACCAAGAUCGCUGAUGCUCGUAUUUGGCGCUGUUUGGCACAGGUGGGGGGGGGUGGCUGAUGCUCGUAUUUGGCGCUGUUCGGCACAGGUGGGGGGUGGCUGGUACGCUCGUAUUUGGCGCUGUUUGGCACAGGUGGGGGGUGGCUGGUACUUGUGGUGCAGUAACGGGUGUUUGUCUCCACAGCCUAAAGGAAAGAAGGCCAAGGGGAAGAAGGUGGCUCCGGCCCCUUCUGUGGUCAAGAAAGCUGAAGUCAAGAAGGUGGUGAACCCUCUGUUUGAGAAGAGGCCAAAGAACUAUGGCAUUGGUCAGGACAUUCAACCCAAGAGGGAUCUCACCCGCUUUGUGAAAUGGCCACGAUACAUCCGACUCCAGCGCCAGCGCUCCAUCCUAUACAAACGCCUGAAGGUUCCUCCUGCAAUCCACCAGUUCACCCAGGCCCUGGACCGGCAGACAGCCACUCAGCUCUUCAAACUGGCCCAUAAAUACCGACCGGAGACCAAGCAAGAGAAGAAGAAAAGGCUCCUGGCCCGGGCUGAGCAGAAAGCUGCCGGUAAAGCAGAUGUCCCCACCAAGAGACCCCCGGUGAUAAGAGCAGGUGUUAACACAGUGACUACUCUGGUGGAGAACAAGAAGGCCCAGCUGGUCGUCAUUGCACAUGAUGUGGAUCCUAUUGAGCUGGUUGUCUUCCUGCCGGCCCUGUGUCGGAAGAUGGGAGUGCCGUACUGCAUUGUGAAGGGUAAGGCCAGACUGGGCCGCCUUGUCCACAGGAAGACCUGCACCAGCAUCGCCUUCACACAAGUCAACGCGGAGGAUAAAGGAUCACUCUCCAAACUGGUGGAAGCCAUCAAGACCAACUACAAUGACAGACACGAUGAGAUCCGUCGUCACUGGGGAGGAGGAAUCCUGGGUCCUAAGUCUGUGGCCAGAAUCGCCAAACUGGAAAAAGCAAAGGCCAAGGAACUGGCGACAAAGCUCGGUUAAUUGUACUGAGCGUCUCCAUCUGUUCUGUACAUAAUAAAGAGAACUCCAGAAAA
Molecule: messenger RNA, 1037 nt
Organism: Hyla sarda
Lineage: Eukaryota; Metazoa; Chordata; Amphibia; Anura; Hylidae
Product: 60S ribosomal protein L7a
Exons: 7
Coding region: 16-984 (322 amino acids)
Biological process (GO): ribosome biogenesis
Cellular component (GO): ribonucleoprotein complex
Source: RefSeq, a predicted model, not a curated record